CCCAUCCGCAAACUGUUCGGUAUUUAUGGGUAUCAUCUUUUUUCUUUCUUUUAUCCCUUCUCUUGUGUUUUUUUUUCCUUUUUCCACCUUUGUGAAUCCAGCUCUCUUCCUCUUCGCUCCAACGACACUCUCCAUCUCUAAUACAUAACAUCGCCAUGGUACUGGUAUCGUGUUUACGGUCUGCACAAGAACUGCCCAAUCUGUGCACAGUCGUUGUCUCGUCGCUAUGGAACCAGUACCCACCACGCCAGAAGAGCCAUGACAACAGCUGGGACGAUGCACGACGGCUGGAGUUCCAUACGUUCGCCCAGGCCGUAUUGUCCUAUCUUAACAUGUCGCCUGCAGUCGUUUACACGAGUUUGAAAUAUGUACAAAAGUAUCUUUCCUCCUUGCCACCGUCCACACGGAAAACGCUGAUGCACGGUUCUGAGAGACCGAUCUUCAUGGUGGCACUGAUGCUUGCGUACAAGUUUGUUGAAGACUGUGGAUCAGUUGAUGCUAACUAUUGGUCGCGGGCAUCCAUGAUCCCUGUAUCAGCCUUGGUGAAGAUGGAAAUUGAUUUUCUGUGUCAAGUGAGCCAUAAGCUGCAUGUGGAUAAGUCCGCUUUCGUGCGAUGGGUGAACCAGUGCAACACCACGUUUGAGCAGCAAUUUUAUUAUUUCUACACCUAUGCAACAGGGGUUUAUCCUGACAACUCGUUCUGCUAUUAUCCUCCAAUGCAGCAGCAGCAGCAACAACAAUACCCUUGCUAUGUCCAGCCGACUUCGACUUACUGGUAUAAUAACAGCAGUAAUAACCAUUAUCAGCAAUACAUUCCUCAACAGCAGCACCAGCAGCUACAACAUCUGGAACAACAACAGCAACAACCACCACCGCAAUAUAGCCAGGAUUACCGAUGGGAACAGUCCUCAACACCAGACAGUAUCCACAGUAACAGCACCACGUCGUCUGCGUCUACACUAAUCGCUGCUUACGGUUAUCCUGACGGUGACACCACGACCAACAACAAGAAGUAUCGCAUGCCAACAUCAUCGCAGCAGCUAUGCUAUUAUGCAACUGACUAUCCUCGAGACCAUUGGACUACAGCUGUCCCGCCAGUAUCGCAUGCUUUGAUGCAAUGAUAAAAAUAAAACCUCCCUUCUCUGGUCUCCACCUAUCCAAGUGCUUCUUUUUUCACAAACAACACUGCAACCUAUUAGUAGUCAGACCCCUUCUCACUUAUACUUCUCCCCAAUCCCUUUGCUCCUUUUAAUUUGUAAAUAUCGUUCUUUUUUCUUUUUUUAUGUGCCAUACUUUUUCAAAAUA
Messenger RNA from Zychaea mexicana, 1305 nucleotides. RefSeq lists its product as uncharacterized. Gene Ontology annotation, molecular function: cyclin-dependent protein serine/threonine kinase regulator activity; protein kinase binding. The record is from RefSeq and is a predicted model, not a curated record. The coding region runs from base 156 to 1121 and encodes 321 amino acids. NCBI's taxonomy places the organism in Eukaryota, Fungi, Mucoromycota, Mucoromycetes, Mucorales, Lichtheimiaceae. Gene Ontology annotation, cellular component: nucleus; cyclin-dependent protein kinase holoenzyme complex. The transcript is spliced from 3 exons. Gene Ontology annotation, biological process: regulation of cyclin-dependent protein serine/threonine kinase activity.